CAAUCAGCCAGCGAGGGGCGUGGUUUUCCACGGUCAGCGCGGAGGUGGGCGGGGUUGUACAGCACGUCUGAUAAUGUUGGGAAGAAAAAUACCUGGGUCAGGUGUGCUGAGCGCAGCUGCAGGAAUGGACCGGGGAAGGUCAGGAGAGAGGCUGCACGCAGCGCUGGCUGGACUGCAGGAGCUGCAUUUCCUCCGGGACAAACAGAGUGCCAUGGUGCACUGGGCUCUGACGCUGAACAGAGAGGACACCAAGACAUCAAAACAAGAGAACGUGAGCACAGAGGAACUGAGAAUGGAGGCAACACUUACUCUACUCAAACAACAGCUGACACGUCUGCACAAACAGGAUGUGGGAUUGAAGACUCAUCUCCAGCAGCUAGAUCAACAGAUAAAUGACCUGAAACUGGAUGUGUGUAAAGCAUCCACUGAACACCUAGAGAGUGACAGCAGACCCAGUUCAGGGUUCUAUGAGCUCAGUGAUGGUGGUUCAGGCUCAUUGUCCAAUUCAUGCACCUCCGUCUACAGCGAGAGUCUCUCCUCCUCAUCUCAAACCAGUCUGCUUCCUCAUCUCCCCACCUUAUAUAUGCCACAUGGUCGUAUUGGUUCCGGACAGACUGGUGUGUCCCGUCGUUGUUCUGCUGAUGAGAGCACUGCCCAGACCGAUGCGCCACGAUCAGGAGUGAAGCUCGGUAGCAGCUGUAUACGAACAACAUCAGCUCGAGCUGAAAGAGCAAGACAAAGACCUGUUUCCACAGGGGACCUUGACCGAAUGAUUGCACCUGGUUUUGGCUGCUUCAAAUCCACUGAUGUGAAGAGCUCCACCCCUUGUGGUAGCCUCCAAAACCCCUCAGUAGACCCCAAAUACCAGAGUAACCUGGUAUCUAGCAAUGGGACAGAAGUUUACUGUUAUCCCAGUCCACUGCAUGCUGUGGCCUUACAAAGCCCCAUCUUCAGUUGCACCACUGAUCAGGGAAAUCCAGUAGCACUUGAUGGAAUGUCUGGAGUGGGUCUUAAAGAGGAAACCCAAAACCCAAACAAAGGGUCCACAAAUUCCAGGACUGCUGGAUACAUCAACAAGCUAUUACAGCGAAGCUCCAGUAAGAUAAACCUGUUAAGCAUAAAAAGAAAUGACACUGUUAGUACACAGGAGCAAAGACCCAGAUCACAAGAAAUGUCCUAUGGACAGCUGAAUGGUCCUCAACUGCUGGGAUCCCUUCAGCAAAUAUCAAUGCCCUUAGAAAAUGCACUGGAGACUGGAAAAACAUCUUCAUCACUAAACAGCAAUCAGCAGCAGAGGAAUGCACCUGGUCUGGAGCCCAAUUCCGAAGCAACUGAGGUCAAGACAUUGUGCCAUGGCACACACGCAACACCUUCCAUGGAUCUCCAAAAUAAUUACUUUCCCAUAAAGAAUGCCUCAAGCAAGGCUGGUACUGAGUCUGAGAAUGGACUCUCAGGCAAAGGGAGUGGACAGUUUUCCAAGGACCCAUCUAUGGUCCCAAAGCCAGUAGAGAGGAGAUCAAGUUUUACCUUCAGAAGGGAAGACGGUAGAGCUUCUUUUGGUGAUAAAGGCGGCGCACCUCAAUCAGAAUUUGUCCAUGCACAGUUUGUUCCGGCAGGGUCUCAGAGGGUGAAAGUGCAUCAGGCAGACAAGAAAACGAAAUCUGUAAAACUUAGAAAGAAGAGCUCUGAGAAGCCUUCAACAAAGAAACAGCAGCAUAAACACUUGUCUCGGGAGUUCUGCACCAAAACCCGAGCUGACAUAAAACAGUCCAGCUCAUGCAAAGGGAGAGUAACAAAUCUGGAAGAGUCCCAGAUGAACUCUUGCUCAGAUUGCAGUUGUAAUGGACUUUUCAACUCGCAUUGCAUCCAGAACAACCCUCACCUUCAACAAAGCCAAACCUCCAAGUCCACCAAGUCCCGUAAAGCCCCAGAACCUGUGAACCUUCCUUUAGACCAAGCCAAAAAGAAACAAAGUUCUCGGAAAUGGCCUUCCUCCUCUGAGAUCCCUUUGCCCCCAGCUCUCCAAACCCAGAGAUCCAAAGAGGUGUUAAACUCUCGAAAGGGGGCCAUGGUAAGGAGUGUUACUGCCAGGCCUCGCUCAGGUCAGUGGGGUUGUCCUCCACGGGCCCUUCCCCACUCACUUUCCACCUCCUCUUACUUCAGUUACUUGGAAUCUAGAUAUCCAGCAGCUCCAAUUUCUAGCCGCUACCCUCCUCGUUGUGAGUCAGAGUUUUCGGAGUACUCUGCAGAGUGUGCAUCACUCUUUCACUCUACUAUCGCAGCAAGCAGUGAUGGAGAGAUGAGCGACUACACCACAAACCGUUUUGGAGACAGCGAGUCCAGUCAGGGCUCUCAUACAGCCUCAGACUCGGACAGCAGUCUCUCGUUGGAUGAGGAGGACCUGUUGGAGGAAGAAGAGGAAGAUGAAGGUGGUUUAGUGUGGGCUCAGGCUGCUAUGGGGACCACGGCAGCGGGAUUUUCUCUUCAGCAACACCAUCGCCCAGAGCCAGCAGCCUGUCGCAUCAAAGCUUCCAGAGCACUGAAGAAGAAGAUCCGCCGCUUUCAGCCAGCGUCACUCAAGGUUAUGACUUUGGUGUAGCUUCACUAAAGCUUAGAAUGGAUCCUGUUAAGUAAACCUUUAGCUUUACCUGAAAUUUGGGACUCACAUGGAGCCAUUCUUGACAAACUUGGACUGGUCAUGGUUUACUUGCACUUGUGAGCCAAGCAAACUCGUAAGAGUAUUUGGAGACUUCUAAUCCAAAAAUGGCCAAACCCGAUCACUGAUCUCCACCCAACUUUACCUUGAACAUGACAGUGAUAGUUUCAUACACUGACAUGGCGACUUUGGACUUCUCAACAACACCAACAACUGUUGAUUUGUAUAAAAACUUUUAUACCAGGGCUGGUCAACGUCGGUCCUGGACAGCCACAGUUUUGUGGAGUUUUGCCUUGGUUAAAACUUGCCUAUAGCUUUCUAGUAACUCUUAGAACUUGUUUAGCUUAUUCAGGUGUGAUUGAUUAGGGUUGGAGCUGAACUCUGCAGGACUGUGGAUCUCCAGAACCGACGUUCGCCAUUCGUACUAUAUAUUGUAAAUAAGGUCUUUGAAUAUCUUUGCAAAAUUACUUAAAAUCAAAACCAUUGUGUAAAAUUAAAACUGCUUUGGGAAGAAAACUGUACUUGAUGUAACUCAAUAAAUUUGCU
This is a messenger RNA of Sinocyclocheilus anshuiensis, 3202 nucleotides long. RefSeq names its product dapper homolog 2-like. Gene Ontology annotation, cellular component: cytoplasm. Bases 74 to 2599 code for a protein of 841 amino acids. The record is from RefSeq and is a predicted model, not a curated record. The transcript is spliced from 5 exons. Gene Ontology annotation, biological process: negative regulation of nodal signaling pathway. NCBI's taxonomy places the organism in Eukaryota, Metazoa, Chordata, Actinopteri, Cypriniformes, Cyprinidae.